CGCGGAAAAGUUGUUUGUACUUGUGCUCGGGAUUUCUCCAGCGCUUGUAAGUGACGGACGUCGCCGAGCUCCACUCGUCCAUCUCGUCGUCGUCGCACAAUCGCGGUCUUCGGCCCACACGCGCGGAACCCGAAAAUCGGGGCGGGGUCUCACGCACCCGGAAGCGCGGCGCCAGCCGGUAUUUCGUGGCAAUGCUCUUUCAGUCACGUGACCGCCGUGCCAUCCCGAAACGCCGAAUGGCAAACGGCAUCCGUGACCGGGUGACCUCCGAGUCACGUGCCGCGCCGACGCCCCGAAGCGCGCGAUUGCGUCACAGGUUCAGUCGAGUGGGCGAUGAGAUGAUUGACAGGUCGCUCUGCCUCCUUUUUUCCUUACUAUUAUCAUGAUUAUUUUCUUUGACUUUAUCGAAAGGGGGGUCGCUGCUGCUGCUGCUGGUCUGAAAGAGAAAAAGAAACACGGAAAUCGCAAAGCAGACGCUUUUUUUUCAAAUGGGACACCCAAGCAAAAAAGAAGCCAAAUACAAAUAAACCCACAAGCCCGAGUAACAGCAAACCAAAAGUUCACAACAAAGGUUGGAGUUGGCGCCUCCACCUCACCGACGGAACGCCGAGUAACCGAAAAUAAGCAAGAAGAAAAAGCAAAACUACAAGUUGUGCUUGUGGCGGACAAAGGAACAACGUCGAGGCAAGCUAGCAGGGCGCUAGUAUCCGUUUGUCGGGCUAAAUAGGCCGAGAAAGUUUGAUCGUGGUGGUGGUGAUCCAUCCAUCCAUCCAUCCAUUCUCUGAGCCGCUUCUCCUCACGCGGGUCGCGGGCGUGCCGGAGCCCAUCCCAGCUGGCAUCGGGCAGGAGGCGGGGUACACCCUCAACUGGUCGCCAGCCCAUCGCAGGGCACAUACAAACUAACAACCAUCCGCGCUCACAUUCACACCUACGGGCAAUUUAGAGUCGUCAAUUAACUUAGCAUGCAUGUUUUGGGGAUGUGGGAGGAGAGCGGAGUGCCCGGAGAAAAGCCACGCGGGCGCGGGGAGAACGCGCAAAGUCCACACAGGCGGGGCCGGGGAUCGAACCCGGGUCCUCGGAACUGUGAGGCGGGCGCUCUAACCAGUCGGUCACCGUGCCGCCGGUGGUGGUUAUAUCACAUCUAAAUAAGAGAGCAAAAAGUCUUCGGUGUCGUUAUUUGUGUCGAUCGCGCGGGCCAAAUUCUGGCGGAAAAUCGAAAUUGUCGUCAGGAAAGCAGCCGGAAGUGACUGCAGUGGGCUUUGGGGUGUCAAGCGCGCCUUUACAGGCGAACUUCAUUUGACCUUUCGGGAACGUUUGAAUGCAUGCAAAGGUGAAGUUUCGCCCCAAAGCCCAAUACCCUUCCGCUCUUUUGUGUGCGGUGUACUGAAUGUGUCUCGUUGGCAAACGGGGCGUUAAAGUCACGACGGCCGCGGUCGCGCAACGUUCAGGACGGCGUGAUCAGCAAAAACAAAAAAAAAAAAAAAAAAAAGGCCCGACGAGCUGAGUCGCACAGCCGGCCGCGACUAUUUACGGCUGUGUUACGGGCGUGAUGUUUGAAAUGAAGAAACUGUUGGGACGCUCAUAAAUCCAGCUGGAUUAUACGGCGUAUUUAUACAGCCGCCUUCGUCUCGUUUGGACUCGCCGAAGAGCAGACGAAGCCGAAGCGGAGCGUCUCGGAUUCGCUGCGGCACGGACGCGGAGGGCCUGGAGGAGCGCUGCGACCGCAUCCUGAGGAACACGGAGGCCUCCCUCGCAGCCCGGGACCGCGUGGGGAUCCAGGAUUUUGUUCUGUUGGACGCCUACACCAGCGAGACCGCCUUCCUGGACAACCUGCGGAAACGCUUCCACGAGAAUCUCAUUUACGAUUUCUGGACAAAAACAACGAUCUUCUGUAUAGAAACGGAAAAGAGGUAAUGAACGAAACGAACCUGUUUUGACACGGCAGCCCGAGCCGCUGCUCGGCUCCGCCCCUCUACCGCUGUUCCCGAGAGGCCGAUGGGGUGUCGGCGAGUGCGAACUGCCAACGGGUGGUGACUCCCUGUUGUAUUUUCUCUGGCGGACGCAGGCGCUUCGUCAACAAACCGCCGAAUGUCACUUGCCAAUUGGUUUGUCGAUCUGUGUAUGUGGCGCAUGCAGUAGCCGAACAAGAAUACCUCUGACAAUCAUUAUCUUACACUAUUCCACUGAGAGUGAACACAUUAUUUACAUACAAACAUCCGGCGUUCUCUCAUUUGACCAAAAAAUGAAAUUUGAGCCAAACAAAAAAACGGAUACUUGUUUCUCCUGACGCUGCAAGAUUACUACGGCGCAUGUAGUCGAUGACAACGUUCCAAUCCAGAUUUCUUUUUCCAAUCGAGGUGAUGCGACAGUCCAAAAACGCAAUCAUCCAACACCGCUUCCCUCCGAGCGAGCCGGAUCGAAAGAAGAGACCGUAAACCGCAAGAGAUAUUUGUUCGAAACAUUCCGGCCUCUCGGGUUUCGCCGUUUCGACCGCCGAGCCGUGCUGUCGGCGCAGGCGGUGACUCAGUUUAAGAGCAGCCUGGCGGUCCUGACCCAGAUCCUCGGCGCCAAAGAGCCGCGGUACGUCCGAUGCGUCAAACCCAAUGAAGCCAAACGGCCAGCGCGAACGGGAAAUCGCGACCGCAAUUCGCCGAGCUGUCGUGACUCCCGACAGGACGCUUCGAUGACGUCCUGGUGAGACAUCAGGUGAAGUACUUGGGCCUGAUGGAGCACUUGAAGGGUACGGCGCGCGGGGUUCGCCUACCGCCGGAAAUACGAGAUCUUCCUCCAGAGUACGGCGUCCCGGCGGUGAAGUACGACCGCAACGGCUUCCGCCCUCGUCCUCGGCAGCUCGUCUUCACCCGAGACGCCGCCCACCUGCUGGACGAGGCCAAGAUCAAGCAGACGAUCCGUUACGGCUCGCUGAAAGGAGUUUCCGUGAGCAACCUGAGUGACAACUUCCUGAUUGUCCACGUGACGUGCGAUGACAUCGAGCAGAAGGGGGAUCCGGUGCUGCAGUGCGACUUCCUGUUCGAGGCCCUGACCAAGCUGAGCGCCAUUGUCGACAAGCGCGACUUGAUCCGGGUGGUCCGGGGCAGGACGCCUCCAUUUGAAAGGAAUCCAUUUUCAACGUCUUCUUUAGGAAUCCACAAGCACCGAAUCCAGAUGAUUUGGGACGCCGCCGCCCCCUGUCUGCAAACGUCUGCGACGGCCACGUUCGCUCCAAAAGCCCAAAUUGACUUUUCUUGCGACUUUAUGAUGUCAUUCAACAACAAGAAUGAUGCCAAUAUUUUCAUCAUGGAAGCGGUCGUAUACAAACACGCGCAUUCACCGUGCUUAAUAUGAAAAAAGCGACUUAGUAAUGUCUCCGUUGUGUAGAUGUUAGAAAUGAUUGUGACGCAUUAAAAUCAGUAACGAGACUUGGGAGUUUACUGGCAAUUCCGGAAGCUGUCGCACUGCCGGUACCUUCAAGUACCCGCUUGAAAGUUGUCAAAAACCAAGUCCCGUAUCGAUGAUAUAUGAUAUAUAUUCAUAUGUUACCGAAAGAAUGUUCGAUAACAAACUGUUGUAAAAGAUUAGCGUUGGGCUUCGGUUAAAUAUCCAUUUUCUUUUACCGCUUCUCCUGACGCGGGUCGCGGGCGUGCUGGAGCCCAUCUCAGCAAUCAUCGGGCGGAAGGCGGGGUACACUCCGAAACUGGCCGCCAGCCAAUCGCAGGCCACAUACAUACAAACAAACAAACAAACAAACAAACAACCACCGUGCCGCUAGCUUAGUUAAGUAGGUCAAGUAAAAUACAACUGAAUUUCCCUCAGUGUCCCGUCAUUUAAAAAUAUAUACGAUAUAGAGUGCGUCGCGGCCUUUUUCAACGCGUAGCGAAACGAGUCAACAAACAUUGACCUUUUAAAAGAUCGUUAAAAGGCAAAUUCAUUUUGCCCUUAUCGCGACGGUGCCGGCUAACAAAGACGGGCAAUAAAAGCGCCAGCGGUAUCAAAGGUUGUCUUCGCGGCAGUAAAACAGCCGAGCGCCGAUUCCUCCGGCGACUUCCUGGUGAGAAACAAACGAGGCCAAAAGUCCAGCGAGGCGACGGCGGCCUUCCUCCGACGUUC
Messenger RNA from Phycodurus eques (leafy seadragon), 4107 nucleotides. RefSeq names its product myosin IHb (gene myo1hb). Gene Ontology annotation, cellular component: myosin complex. The record is from RefSeq and is a predicted model, not a curated record. Bases 2725 to 3345 code for a protein of 206 amino acids. Gene Ontology annotation, molecular function: cytoskeletal motor activity. The transcript is spliced from 8 exons. NCBI's taxonomy places the organism in Eukaryota, Metazoa, Chordata, Actinopteri, Syngnathiformes, Syngnathidae.